AUGACUACCGACAAAAAGUUCCUGGAGCAAAGCUGCGAGACUGUCAAGCUUGAGGAUGCUGGGCUUUCUGAGGCCGAGAUCUUUCUCCAGAGCUAUCCUCUGCUGCGAGAGAAGUCCAAGGAUGAGCUCGACAGAUUGAACAAGGCUGUUCUGAAGAAAUUGGAUUGGAAAUUUUUGCUCAUCAUUACGUUGAUGCUAUUGAUGAAUUAUCUUGAUCGCAUCAAUGUCUCUAAUGCCCGCCUUGCUGGUAUGCAACAUGACAUCCACAUGAGCGAUGUGGAGUGGUCUGCUGGUAUCUCGCUCUUCUACGUGGGAUACAUCAUUUCACAGGUACCUGCAAACAUCAUCAUGUCGAAACAGAAGCCACGCAUCUGGAUGCCCUGCAUAAUGCUAGCGUGGUCAUCCGUCACCAUUUGUAUGCCUGCAUGCACUAGGCCAUGGCACUUCAUGCUUUGUCGCUUUCUUGUUGGCUUCACUGAGGGCCCAUUCCUCCCUGUGGUGGCGCUCAUGACCUCAAGCUGGUAUACCAAACAGGAAAGUCCUCUACGGAUGGCAAUCUGGCACGCAGGAAACAUCGUCUCCAAUGUCUUCUCUGGUCUACUUGCGGCGGGCAUCUUAACCAAUAUGGACAAUAUUGCGGGUCUACAUGCAUGGCAGUGGUUUCUCCUGUUGGAGGGUAUCGUGUCCAUCAUGGUUGCCAUUCCCGGAUUCUGGCUUCUUCCGAACUUCCCCAACAACACCGGAACGUACUACUUCACCGCUGAAGAGCAACAGAUGGCGCAAUACCGCCAGUCCGUGUCUUCUGGUAUGGUAUCGGAGGACGAAGAAGGCGACUACCUUGGCGGAUUGAUGCAGGCCGUUCGAGAUCCAUUCACGUGGCUAUUUGCCGGCAUGCAUUUCUCUCUUAUCAUCGCCCAAUCAUUCAAAGACUUCUUUCCAUCCAUCAUGGACACCUUGGGCUUUGGAAAGGUUGAGACCUAUCUUGUCCAGGCCCCGCCAUACGUGAUAGCUUAUAUCGUCACGCUGGUCGUGUCAUGGUCGUCCGGCCGUAUGCUCGAACACGGCUUUCAUAUCAUCGGCGCUAUCUCGACAACACUUAUUGGAGCAAUCAUCAUGAUCAGCACGCUGAAUACAGGUGCGAGGUAUUUUUCCAUGAUUCUCCUCUGUUGCGGACCAUUUGUCGGGCUCAACAUCCAGCUCUCAUGGGAGACCACAGUCGUGCCUCGUCCGCGGACCAAAAGAGCUGCACUGAUUGCUAUCGCAAAUUGUGUGUCAAGCGUUAGUCAUUGGUUCACGCCAUAUUUUUUCCUCACGAACCAGGAGCCGAGGUAUGAGACAGGAGGUGGUUGUAUCAUUGCCGGAUGUGGCUUGACUAUCAUACUGUGUCUUACGACAAAGUGGUGGUGCAAUAAGAAGAACAAAGAUUUAAUUGCGAAAGAGGAGCGGACCGGGGUUACUAAUAGCUGGAGGUUUGCAACGUAG
Molecule: messenger RNA, 1482 nt
Organism: Alternaria burnsii
Lineage: Eukaryota; Fungi; Ascomycota; Dothideomycetes; Pleosporales; Pleosporaceae
Product: mfs general substrate transporter
Exons: 2
Coding region: 1-1482 (493 amino acids)
Biological process (GO): transmembrane transport
Cellular component (GO): membrane
Molecular function (GO): transmembrane transporter activity
Source: RefSeq, a predicted model, not a curated record